AUGUCUGGACUUCAAUUGAAGAAGUUCAAACUCAUGCUAUUAGCCAAACACAAAGUUGUUCCGAUUAGUAGUGAUGUUAGUUCUUCGUCAAGUACAACAAAUCUUGUAAUCGAUCAAAUCGAAAUGGGCUUGGCAACCAAGCGUCAAGAUUUGGAUAUAGGGAUGGACAUUGAUCAUGGCCAAAUUGAUAAACCAUUAGAUGGUGAAUCUUUGAAGUUUCAUGCAGUCGGGUUUUUGGGUUAUGUGGUUUUAGGUUAUCUUCUAGUAGUUCAUAGUCUUGGGGUCACAAGAAAUGUACUAAAACCCAAGGGGUUAAACCUUCAUACACUCUCGCUUUUCACCACAGUUUCAACUUUCUCAAGUUGUGCUUUUGUUCCAACCAAUGAAAAACAUGAUGGCUUUCUGCAAAAACUCAGGUCUCCUCCUCAUACUUAUUCCUCGAGUCCUUUUUGGCAACACACUGCUGCCCUCAUGCUUGAGAUUUCGAUUUGGGUUUUAGGAACACUUUUCACAAAGAAAAAACAAUUGUGCAAUUACGUGUUGAAGAACACGGGAGAUUGGGUUCCUACAUUUGCUACCAAACCUCCACUCAUCACUUUUGGUUGUCACAGUUUUUGGGUUGAUUGUGGUACAAUGGGUACCACUUUUAUCCUUGGAGUGGAGUUCAGACAGCUUAAGUGGACUAAAUCCUUACCAGAAAAUCAUUGGCGCUUAGUUCCAAAGUGUGAAUUCAAGACAUGCCGGGGAAACUAUCCUGACCUAUCGAUCACUUCCCCCGCCAUUUUGGUAUUAUUCGUCGUGAUGAUGUGA
Molecule: messenger RNA, 810 nt
Organism: Malus domestica (apple)
Lineage: Eukaryota; Viridiplantae; Streptophyta; Magnoliopsida; Rosales; Rosaceae
Source: RefSeq, a predicted model, not a curated record